Cervus elaphus (red deer) is the source of this 2247-nucleotide messenger RNA. RefSeq names its product transcription factor 25 (gene TCF25). The transcript is spliced from 18 exons. The record is from RefSeq and is a predicted model, not a curated record. Bases 103 to 2133 code for a protein of 676 amino acids. Gene Ontology annotation, molecular function: protein binding. NCBI's taxonomy places the organism in Eukaryota, Metazoa, Chordata, Mammalia, Artiodactyla, Cervidae. Gene Ontology annotation, cellular component: RQC complex.
CCAGCCUCGCGCCACCGCGCCUUAAAUGCGCAGGCGCGCCGGCCGCUCUCUUUUCUGCUCUUCCUUCUGCCUGUCUCCAGACGUCAGCGGCUGUUGGGUCCUAUGUCGCGCCGGGCCCUCCGGAGGCUGAGGGGGGAACAGCGCGGCCAGGAACCCCUCGGGCCCAGCGCCCUGCAGUUUGUCCUUCAUGAUGACGAUGAUGUGGAAGAAGAAUGCCCAAAGCGGGGUCCAGGUGGCCGGCGCCCCCGGGGCGCAGGGAAGGAGGGAGUCCGAGUCAACAACCGGUUCGAGCUGAUAAACAUUGAAGACCUUGACGAGGCACCUGGGGUAAACGGGGAGAGGACGGACUGUCUGCUCGUGGAUGCUGUGGUGUCAGGGAACAAGAGGAGGGCCCAGAGCGGGCACUCAGAGUCCACCAGGGGUGGCGACGCGGCAGACACGGCAGUUCCCUCAGAGCAGUCCAAUGCAAGUAGCAAACUCCGCAAGAAGAAAAGAAAACAGAAAAAUAAGAAAAACGCAGGAGAAACCUCGGAGAAUGGCCUGGAGGACAUUGACCGCAUCCUGGAGAGGAUUGAGGAUGCCAGCGGUGCCAGCCGCCCGGGCCCGCCCCCCCUGAGCACCAAGAAGCACGUCCUGUACGUGGAGCACAGACACUUGAAUCCAGACACAGAGCUGAAAAGAUAUUUUGGUGCCAGAGCUGUCCUUGGGGAGCAGAGGCCGCGGCAGAGACAGCGCGUGUACCCCAAGUGUACAUGGCUGACCACCCCGAAGAGCACUUGGCCCCGGUACACCAAACCAGGUCUGUCAAUGCGGCUGCUGGAGUCCAGGAAAGGCCGCUCGGCCUUCGCCUUUGAGCACAGCGAGGAGUACCAGCAGACACAGCACAAGUUCCUGGCCGCCGUCGAGUCCAUGGAGCCCAACAACAUUGUGGUCCUGCUGCAGUCGAGCCCCUACCACGUGGACUCACUCCUGCAGCUCAGCGACGCAUGCCGCUUUCAGGAGGACCAGGAGACAGCACGCGACCUCGUGGAGCGUGCUCUCUACAGCAUGGAGUGUGCCUUCCACCCCUUGUUCAGCCUCACCAGUGGGACCUGCCGGCUGGACUACCGCAGGCCUGAGAACAGGAGCUUCUACCUGGCCCUCUACAAGCAGAUGAGCUUCCUGGAGAAGCGGGGCUGCCCACGCACGGCGCUGGAGUACUGCAAGCUCAUCCUCAGCCUGGAGCCGGACGAGGACCCCCUGUGCAUGCUGCUGCUGAUCGACCACCUGGCCUUACGAGCGCGGAGCUACGAGUACCUGAUCCGCCUGUUCGAGGAGUGGGAGGCCCAUCGGAACCUGUCCCAGCUCCCAAACUUUGCCUUCUCUGUGCCGCUGGCCUAUUUCCUGCUGAGCCAGCAGGCAGACCUCUCUGAGCAGGAGGUGAGCUCCGCGAGGGAGGAGGCCUGUGUCCGGAUCCAGCAGGCACUCACCAUGUUCCCCGGAGUGCUCAUGCCCCUGCUCGAGUACUGCAGUGUGCGCCCCGACGCCACCGUGGCCACGCACCACUUCUUCGGGCCCGACGCCGAGAUCAGCCAGCCGCCUGCCCUGAGCCAGCUGGUGAGCCUGUACCUGGGGAGGUCACACUUCCUCUGGAAGGAGCCGGCCACCAUUAGCUGGCUGGAGGAGAAUGUGCACAAGGUCCUACAGGCGGUGGACGCUGGGGACCCUGCCGUGGAGGCGUGUGAGAGCAGGCGCAAGGUGCUGUACCAGCGGGCGCCCAGGAACAUCCACCGGCAUGUGGUCCUGUCUGAGAUCAAGGAGGCCGUGGCCGCCCUGCCGCCGGAUGUGACCACACAGUCUGUGUUGGGCUUCGACCCUCUGCCCCCUCUGGACACCAUCUACUCCUACGUCAGACCUGAGAGGCUCAGCCCCGUCAGCCACGGAAACACCAUCGCCCUCUUCUUCCGCUCAUUGCUGCCCAACUAUACCGUGGAGGGGGAGCGACCGGAGGACGGGGGGCCCGGGGGUCUGCACCGUGACCAGGGCCUGAACAGACUGAUGCUGGCUGUGCGGGACAUGAUGGCCAACUUCCACUUCCACGACCUGGAGGUGCUGCCCGAGGAGCACCCUGAGGGCGACGGGGAGUGGGACUGAGUCCAGCGGGGCGCACGCCCCAGCGCUGCAGUCGUGCUCCGGGUUCUGUUCUGGUCGGAUCGGCCAGGUCGCCACCUGCUCUGCUCUUCUAUAAACUACGUGGGUUGCACUCUG